Messenger RNA from Cladocopium goreaui, 3486 nucleotides. The record is from the annotation of a GenBank genome assembly. Lineage: Eukaryota; Dinophyceae; Suessiales; Symbiodiniaceae.
AUGGCCAAGAAAUCUCAACAGCGAUCGUUGUUCCCCACAGAGGAAGACCCGGCCGAGGCCGCCCCGCCCGAGCAAGAAGAAUCAGCCCCAAAGCAGGCCGCGAAAGCCGCCCCUCCGGUUCCCAGCUCGACGGACACGACAGAACCGGUCGACCUGAAGGACAAGACGGUUUAUGUGAUCGACUCGAACUCGCUCAUCUUUCAGGUCUUUCAUGCCAUCCCCGAGAUGACCAGCCCCGGGGGCGGCCCCGUGAAUGCGGUGUACGGCUUCAGCCGCGAUCUGCUGUACAUGCUCGAGCAGAAGCGUCCGGACUACAUCUUCGCCGCCUUCGACUUGAAGGGCCCCACGUUUCGCAGUGAGCUGUUCGAAGACUACAAGAAAGAUCGCGCGGAGAUGCCCAACGAUCUCAUUCCUCAGUUCCCGAUCAUCCAUCGGGUGCUGGAGGCCCUGGGCAUCCCGAUAUUGGGUGUAGAGACUUUUGAAGCCGAUGACAUCUUGGCCACUGUCGCGCGACUUGCCGAAGAGGACGGCGGUUCGUGCGUGUUGGUGACCGGCGACAAAGACUGCCGACAGCUCAUCACGAAAAAGGUCUCCGUCUACAACAUCCGCAAAGACCUGAUGUACGGCGCCGAAGAGUUGAAACAGGACUGGGGAAUCCGCCCCGAUCAGGUUGUCGACUUUCAGGCCCUGGUCGGCGACAAGAUCGACAACGUGCCCGGGGUUCCGCUAAUUGGGCCAAAGAUCGCCGCCGAGUUGCUCAACCAGUUCGGCACGCUGGACGAGGUUCUGGAGAACACCGACAAGGUGAAAGGUGCCAAGCGCAGUCAGAACCUGCGCGAGGGUCGUGAUGUGGCCUUACUGAGUCGUCAAUUGGUGAAGUUGGACGACAACGUACCGCUCGAAAUCAAUUGGUCAAAGGCGAAAGCCGGGCAGAUUGACCGCGUGGCCGCCGGUGAUCUUUUCAACGAGUUGGGGUUCCGCACGUUCACAGCUCAAAUGCGCGACGGUGACGACACUGCGGAGAGCGCGACCUGGGAAACGGACUAUCGCUUGGUGGCAACUCCGGCUGAACUGGCCGAGCUAGUGGAAAAGCUCGAACAGCAAGAGCUGAUCUCGAUCGACACCGAGACCACGAAUGUGUGGCCCACCUGGGCCGAGUUGGUCGGCAUCUCCUGUGCGUUUCGACCGGGCGAGGCCUACUAUCUGCCGCUACGCUGCCCGCCCGGCGAUCCUUGCCUUGACCAGGAAGCCACGCUUGAUGCCUUACGUGAUGUGCUCGAGGACCCUCGGAUAAGAAAGCUUGGCCAAAACCUCAAGUACGACAUGAUCGUGCUCAGGCGGGCCGGGGUUCGGUUGGCGGGGGUUGACUUCGACACGAUGAUCGCCAGCUAUCUGCUCGAAGCAGGCCAACGCAACCACAACCUCGACGACAUGGCGUUGCGGUACCUGAACCACACCAACACCAAGAUCUCUGCGCUGAUCGGCACCGGAAAAAACCAGAAGCGGAUGGAUGAAGUGCCGGUGGCCGACGUAACGCCCUACGCCUGCGAAGACGUCGAUGUGCCGAUGCGGUUGCUUCCGAUCUUGGAAAAGGAACUCGAAUCACAGAACCUCGACACACUGUUCCGAGAGACCGAGUUACCGCUGCUCGAUGUCCUGGUGGAGAUGGAAUCCAACGGGAUACUCGUCGACACCAAGCGGCUGGCCGAACUGAGUGAAGAAUACGGCCGACGGCUCGACAGCUUGGAACAAGAAAUCUACUCCCUGGCUGGCCGCGAAUUGAACAUCGCUUCGCCCAAACAACUCCAGCAGGUGCUGUUUGAAGAGUUGAACCUGCCGGUGGUGAAGCGAACCAAGACCGGACCGAGUACCGAUAGUAGCGUGUUGGAAGAACUGGCCCAGCAUCACCCCCUGCCGGCCAAGAUCAUCGAAUUCCGCCAGUUCGCCAAACUGAAGAACACCUACGUCGACGCGCUCCCCAACAUGGUCAACGCACAGACGGGUCGCGUGCACGCCUCAUUUAACCAGGUUGUGGCCGCCACCGGCCGGCUGAGUUGCGUGGACCCUAAUCUGCAAAACAUCCCAGUCCGCAACGACCGGGGGCGCGAGAUUCGCUCGGCGUUUCGCCCCCGCGACGAUUGGCAGCUUUUAGCUGCAGAUUAUUCCCAGAUCGAACUAAGAGUGCUGGCACAUUUCUCGGGUGACGAGACGCUACUGGAAGCCUUCGCCAACGAGGAAGACAUCCACACCCGAGUAGCCAGCGAGGUUUACGGUGUCUCGCUCGACGAAGUGACCCCCGAGAUGCGGCGCGGGGCCAAGGCGGUGAACUUCGGAGUGAUCUACGGCCAAAGCCCCUUCGGCCUGGCCAAGCAACUGGGAAUCAGUCAGGACGAGGCGGCCGAAUUCAUCGAUGCAUAUUUCGAGGGAUAUCCCGGGGUAGAGGAAUUUCUAUCGAAUCUACUGGCAGAAUGUAGGGCCACAGGUUAUGUUAAAACCAUCCUAGGGCGGCGGCGUUCCAUCCAAGGAGUUCGUGCCGAUGCGGGUCGUUCGCGUAAUCUAGCUGAGCGAACCGCCAUCAAUACCGUGAUUCAGGGCUCGGCAGCCGAUCUUAUCAAACGGGCCAUGAUCGCAGUGUUUGACCGUCUCCAGGCGGAACGGAUGUCCGCAAAAAUGCUUUUACAAAUCCACGACGAGCUGGUCUUCGAGAUUCCCACCGAGCAGUUGCAGGCAACUUCGCAGUUAGUCACCGAUGAGAUGGUCGGUGUCAUGAGUCUCGAUGCGGGCGGCUGCGGAAAAGUAGUCACACAAGGGCUCGUUCGAUCCACUUGCUCGCCUAAAGGUCGCCGGCGCGCUUCCAAGCGUCCCACCCGCGGAUGGUCUCGCAUGAAGGUCAUCGGAAUCCUCGGCGGAAUUGCCAGCGGCAAGAGCGCAGUGGCCGAAUGCUUCCAAGAACUUGGCGCUGGAGUGCUCGAUGCCGAUCGGGCGGGGCACGAAGUGCUCAAGCUCGGCGAAGUGCAGGAAGCCAUCGGCCAACGCUGGGGCGAGGAAGUGUUCGCGCCCGAUGGCUCGGUCGAUCGUACGAAGCUAGCACAAAUCGUAUUCCAAUCUUCCCCACAGGGCGCGGAAGACCUGGCAUUCCUCGAACAACUAACCCAUCCUCGCAUUGGCGAAUUGCUAGGGCAGCAAUCGGCCGAAUUCGCUCAACAGGGCGUGCCGGCCAUCGUGCUCGAUGCCCCAGUCAUGCUGAAGGCGGGCAUGGAAAAAAUGUGUGAUGCCAUCGUCUUCGUCGACGCCACCCGCGAGGUGCGAGCCCAACGGGCUAUGCAGCGAGGCUGGACGAUGGAGGAGUUCGCCGCACGAGAACAAGCACAAGAAUCGUUGGAUACAAAACGCCAGCAAGCAGACUGCGUGAUCGAAAACUCCGGGUCACUGGAAUCGACGAAAGAACAGGUAAGACAGUUUUGGAGGGAAUUGUUUCCAGCGUGA